CUUCCAUCUCUUAGCGCUGGAGUGCCAGCUUGACUGUUGGCCUUUCUGUCUCAGGAGAGCUACGCGAGGAAGUUCAUUUAGGGAAAGCGAAGAGGAAAAUCAGACAUGUUAACGCAAAAGCUGCGUCACAGGAGCGAUGGGAACAUUUCAGAGAGCGUCAGCGGCGAACGCCGGUGGUUUUGCGCUUCAGUGCGCCAAGAGACGGAUUCAUAGGACGCGCGUCUACCCACGAGCUCGCGCGGAGAACACCACCAACUUCUGCGGCGCGUGACUUCACUACGCCACCGGUCCGGACCUCUAUACUUGUGUUCCAAACUUCAUUUAUUGAAGGAAUAAUAACACCACCAGAGGAACAAUGACAGUGACUUUCCCUGGCUGAUAAUAACGCUUUACUACUUUAGGGAAGGGUUUGAUUCUCGUUUCUAACGGAAUUUUGGUGAUAGUUAAAGGACACGGAUUUUUGGGGACCGCAGCAACGCCAAUCUGCCGUCGAACCAGUUACAAUAUCACAUGACUUUCCACAGGAUUAUGUUAUUUAUUCAACAACUUAUCACACUAGACUAUUCAUAAUGUCGUUUUCGAACAUUAUACUACUACCCAGAAAGCCAAAGAUGAUCGCUGUACGGAUGGCGUUACUGCACGCGCUCCUCGUCGCGUCUCUCCACGGAGUGUGUGAAAGCAGGGGCGGAGGUAGCGAUCUCGUGCCCAGGUUCUCCUCAUCCUUGCCCACGUACCUCCCUGUGUCCUGCCAACUGCAGGGUGCAGAGUCAUCCUUCUUUCUCCGGGAGGCCACACAGGAUGUGAUGCGUAACGGGAGCUUGCAGACACGCAGUGAGCCUCUCUUUCUCCACUUGCCCGAUGCUGGCCCUGCUCCCCUCUUGUCGGUCAACUGUAGCUAUGGCAACCUCACCGCAGAGGCGCCAGUACCACCAGAGCUCCUCCAGGGGGCGCUGCCACGUUCCUUCCACACCUCUACACACCUCACACUGGGCUGGAAGGUGAGAGCGCACCUGGUAGGCAGGAGGAUAGGAGUCGAUCGACCUCAAAUCCAGGUGUUGUUUUAUCUGGCGGGCCGCAGGUGGGAGGAUGUGGAUCCUGCCACGGAACUGCUUCCGUGUAUCCGUGUCGUUGGGUUCCGUGAUCCAGGGGAAGGCUCUGUAUCAACCGCCUGCCGACUGGAGGGAAACAUGGGGAUCUGUGUAGCCCAGCUUGGCAUCCCAACGACCUGGUUCAACGCUCCUCCGCCACGUAGGCGCACACAGGAGCCCGUUCCUGUCACGGUGGAGUUGCACUACUCCAUCCUUCCUCCAGAGGCCCAGGGGAAAGAGUGUGUAGCGGGUAGGGUGCAAGGAAAGGCUGUAGGGCAGGAAGGGGAUAUGCAGAGGAUUGGGACGGUGACUCUCGCCACUGGGGACAACAAAGCACCCAGAAACAGACUUAGACUGGAUGGAGACGUCGAGAUUCUGGCACCCCCCAGCCCAGUUAAACAGGGACAGACAGUGGGAUUUCAAGUACUAAUGAAUCCUGCUGCCGCCACUGAGCAGUUCACACUGAGAGUCCAGUAUGGGGAAGGCAUUAAUUUCAUGGUGGUGAAGCCCAGUAAUCUGGCAGCAUGGGAAAUCAAGCAAGAAGUAGUGCCUGGCUCCUCCUCCCUGUCCAUGUUCUGCCAGAGGAAGGCCAGCUCCACCAAUGAGAAACUUGAUGGUUCCUUCUAUGAGAUCAUGUGGGUGGACUUUGAGAUUGACAAUUUCAUCAACCUGCGGUCAUCGCAGUCCAUCCGCUGGCAGAUAGAGUAUCCCUCUACCGGAGUGUCUGCUGAAGUCAUCUCCACCAUCUAUAUUAACCAGAGAGACCUACAGGGUAUCGUACCCAUUGCUGAGGACACAGAGAUCCUGAACACAGCAAUUCUGACUGGACGGCACGUUGCCAUCCCGGUCAAGGUUGUUACCGUGGAACAGGAUGGAACGGUGAGAGAGGUUGAUGACCCCGUGACAUGCAUCUCCACAGAUGAGGACGUUCUCAAGGUGUCUCUUGGUUGUGAUGAGGUGUUGGUGAACGGGAAAGAGAAGAAUGGGCAUAUCUCUCUUCAAGUGAACUUUACCUACCUCUAUUUGACCAGCCAAUUAGAGCUCACCGUCUGGGUGCCACGGUUACCGCUCCAGAUUGACGUCUCUGAUGCUGAACUCAGCCAAGUCAAAGGAUGGAGGGUCCCCAUCAUCACCAACAAGAGGCCGACAAGGGACAGCGAGGAUGAUGAGGAGGAUGAGAGGAAGGGCAGAGGAUGUGCCCUGCAGUAUCAGCACGCUCUGGUGCGUGUUCUCACACACUUUGUAGCCGAGCCAGCUGGCUCUGGUGGGGAGCUUGUGCACAUGCUAGGUUCUGAUUGGUCAGCCGACAUCACAGAGAUGGUCCUGGACUUCCUGAAAGUGGAAGAUACAAGCUUUGCGCGACUAAUUGAUGGAAGGGUGCUGGUGGGAAGAGACCCAGGCAUCACCAAUAUACAGGUGAUAUCCCCUCUUUCUGACUCCAUUCUGGCUGAGAAGGCCAUCACAGUGGUGGAUGAUAAAGUGACCAUCACUGAUCUGGGAGUUCAGCUGGUGGGCUCUUUGAGUCUCUCACUGCAGCCCAGUUCCACCAACAACAGAGCCUUCUACAUCACAACCACUGCUCAGGACCUGUUGCACACACCUAAACAGGAAGCCAUUAUCAGUGCAUGGAUUCAGUACAGUGAUGGCUCUGUGACCCCUCUUGAUAUCUAUGACCCUAAAGAUUUUACUCUAACCAUCACCUCACUGGAUGAGAAUGUGGUCUCCACCUAUCAGGAACAUUCCCAACGCUGGCCUGUUAUAGUGGCGGAAGGCGAGGGCCAGGGAGCACUACUGCGCGUGGAGAUGAUGAUCUCAGAAACCUGCCAGAAAUCCAAGAGGAGGAGCAUUUUGGCAAUGGGGAUAGGAAAUGUACAAGUGAAGUUCGGACAGAACGACCUGGAGCAGAGGAGUGGAACUCAUGAUGAGAACAGUCUGGACAACAGCACAAAUGAACAGAGACAUAAAGUUCUAGAGCCAGAUAAAACAAGUGGAGGAGAUAGCUGGAAAUACACAAACACCGCGGUAGAACGUGAGGAGUCAGUCCUAAAGAAAGUCAGCACAACUGCAAAGACUCCGCUAACUAGUCGUUCCGGGGGAAACAAACAGGUUGGGGGACAAAACAACAACCCUGUGGACUAUACCAGUUUCCCAGUGCAGGUGAACCUACCUGGCGGGGCAGAGAGUGACUUGACUCAGGCUCCAAGAAGUCUGUCAGACCUGGAAAUUGGCAUGUAUGCCCUGCUUGGAGUCUUUUGCCUUGCUAUCCUCGUCUUCCUCAUCAACUGUGUCAGUUUUGCCUUCCGCUACCGCCACAAACAGCUUCCUGUUCUGGAGCAGGGCAACAUGAACCAUGCCCAUGACUGGGUGUGGCUCGGUAAUGAAGCGGACCUGAUGGAUCAUCACGGCGACCACGGGCCACUGGCACACAACGAUGAGUGCACGACUGCGAUAGAUCGCAAUGAGGGGUGCGAGGAGAGCAAGUACCUCCUCAACGGGAGCGCCGUUCAGAAAAGUGGGUCAUCACACGGACGUGGCAUCCCCCAGGUACACUCCGAUCCACGGUCCUGUUUGGGAAACGACCCAAGUGGAAAAGUCGAACGUCUUAACAACUCUCCCAGCGCUGCCAAGCGCAAAAGGGUCAAGUUUACUUCCUUCGCCACUGUACUGCCAGACGAAGGUGGGCCCUACACCAACUCCAUCCUUAUCGGAAAUGAAGACAACAUCAAGUGGGUCUGUCAAGAUAUGGACCUGGGACAGUCGGCUGAGCUCAGAAGCUACAUGGAGAGACUGCAAGACAAUCUGUAGGAGCUGGGAAGAGAACGAAAGAAAGGGAAAGCGAGAGGGAGGACACACAAAAACUCACCAGAAAUGCCUUUGCACUGUUGGGGGAAUGCAGGGAGAGAGGGAGGGAGGAAUUGUUAAAGAAUCGAAAGUGGAUGCAAGUAGGGAGUAGGAAGGAAUAAAAUAUUUUGGGAGUUUUGAGUUAAGUAGGAAAUUCACAAAAAUGGGAAACGGGUGAGGAGAGACUGGCACGUUCGUACUGGCUCCGCCAAGCGGUCCAGGUGGCGCAGAGUGAGCAGCUGCCAAUUGGCUAGCACAGGGACAGAAUGCCAGUUACCAACACCCCGAAUAAACAAGCCCAAACAAGACCAGUGAGAGAAAGAAAGAAAGGAAACAAACUUGACAGCUGUACAGCAAAUCACAGUCCAUGGAAGUCAAUAAACAGGAGUUAUCACUAAUGUAUCUUAGUUUUUUGUUUUAUUUCGAAUCAAAUCAAACAAGUCAGAAUUAUGGACGGAGACAACAGAUCUUAUUUUUUGAGAUAAUCCCAGCCUUUUUCCAGAUUAGUAUGUAACUAGACCAAAACAGGCCCUCAAAGCACCCGGCCUGCCCCAGAUCCAGGUGUGUUUGUUUUUUACCACUCAUUUUGUACUGUCUGUCCCUCCUGUGUGAAUUCCAAGAGAGCUGGGGUGCAAGGACGUGUGGGAUUCCCCCUGGCUGGAAUCUGUACCAGCUGUAUCUGCACACACACACUGUUUAAGGAGUCGAAAAACACCAAAACACAACAGUCCUCCCUCUCUAUCUCUCCUCUGGGAGAAAAACAGAAGACAUCAGUGAUGAAAAGCAACAUGAGAAUAAAAAGACUUCUCAUGCACUGUUCAUUUGAUCAAGUGAAUGUGGAAAAAAAGGACUGAGGACUUAUUUUGAGUCCCUUCUGGAGGUUGUUCAUUUGCACAAUAAGAAUAAUACAGAAAGUGCAUAAUAGUGGCCCUUAGCUGAUCUGAGACCGGCCAAUCUGACUGUCCAUACAGCAACUGAUCCAGACAUACAACCUGACAGUUUGAAGAUGCGACGAUGAACACGGGACGGACCGUGUAGAAAUACAAGCCCACAAAAAGGAGUUGUGUUUGUUAUAAAACCAUAUGAUUGCUGUGAUAGAAAAAUAUACAAGAGUAGAGUGGUCUGUUACUCUCCAGUACGGUAAAUGUAUGAAUGUUUCUCUUUUUAUUGAGGCGAAAUGUACAUCGUUUACCCCCUUUUUACAUGGCUGGAGCACCUGCACAUGGUUUUUACAUGUCCUAUAGGUUGUAAAGCAACUUUAUAUUUCUGCCUCACUGACCCCAGCGUUUACCCAGGUCCUUGAAUCAUUGUUGUUUAUAUUACUGAAGAGUUGUAGGGAAGGACAGAUGUGGACACCUUCUCUUUGAUAGCUCAGGUGAAAAUAUGCUCACAGAUGAACAGUGCUAGAAUUGAAAUGUAGAUUGUAAGAAUGCAAUAUUUAUUUGUAAGUGUAAUAUGAGAUAGGAUGUAAAUAAAAUGAUUAAAAUUUUCUUGUGGACACUGCAAGAAGGCUGUUGCCUACAUUUUCAAAAUCAACACAGAAGAGUCAUGAGGCCAUUUUGAUUGUUUCAUAUUCUAUGUUCAAGUCUGAUUUCCCUCUGGAGGAAUAAAAAUGAAAGGCUUUAAUAUGUUAAGACAUCAUGUCAUGGGUUCUGUCAGGACAUCAGAUUCCCCAUUUAGACAGAGUUCAGUCUUUUCCUUUGAUAUAUUAUUUCUGUUUGUUUCAAAGGUGUU
Messenger RNA from Sinocyclocheilus rhinocerous, 5663 nucleotides. Its product is annotated as transmembrane protein 132C. The record is from RefSeq and is a predicted model, not a curated record. The transcript has 9 exons. Bases 570 to 3893 code for a protein of 1107 amino acids. Lineage: Eukaryota; Metazoa; Chordata; Actinopteri; Cypriniformes; Cyprinidae.